Messenger RNA from Anisakis simplex (herring worm), 1407 nucleotides. NCBI's taxonomy places the organism in Eukaryota, Metazoa, Nematoda, Chromadorea, Rhabditida, Anisakidae. The record is from the annotation of a GenBank genome assembly.
GAGAUUCAGACAUUACCUUACUUCAUACAACCGCUCUUCGAAGGAUUCAAUUCCAGAUAUCUGUACAAUGAUACAUAUUACAAGCCUGGUGGACCAAUCUUUUUCUACACUGGUAAUGAAGGAGCAAUCGAGGGAUUUGCUGAGAAUGCGGGAAUAAUGUUCGACUUGGCCAUAAAAUUCAACGCUGCGCUCCUGUUCGGCGAGCAUCGUUAUUAUGGCGUUUCGAUGCCGUUCGGCAACCUUAGUUAUACGAAUGUAACAUACCUUGGAUAUAUGACUACAACACAAGCAUUGGCCGAUUACGCAAAGCUGAUACCGUACGCGAAGAAGAACGUCUUCCACUGUGAUCCGAAAACGCCUGUAAUCGCCUUCGGAGGUUCGUACGGUGGAAUGCUCGCCGCGUGGUUCCGUAUGAAAUAUCCUCAUAUCGUUGCCGGGUCAUGGGCUUCGUCCGCGCCUAUGAUGUAUUUCAAAGGUGGUGGUGUUGAUUGGGGAGCCUUCUACAAAGUGAUUACUGAUAUCUUCGAGCAGUCGGGCUGCAAUAGGAACGCGAUCGCUAAGGGAUGGGAUGCGAUAAUACGCGUAGGUCAAACCGCUGAAGGGCGGACAUUUUUGAACAAUCUCUUCCACAUAGAAGAAAAAUCGAAGUUGACUUUUGCUAAUGAGACUGAUGAUUUGGUAUCAUUUGUGCGUGAAGCACUGGACUACAUGGCGAUGGUGAACUAUCCCUAUCCGAACAGUUUGCUUCAACCACUACCUGGAUGGCCCGUUAAAAAAACUUGUGAGAUCGCGGGUAGUGAAGAGCCGAAGGAUGACAAAGGACUGGUUCAGUACAUGUAUGAAAUUGCGAAUUUUUAUUACAACAACACUGGACAAAAUCCACACUUCUGUGUUAAGUAUGAUGUUUGCGGAGACGUCGCUAUUUCGCAACUCGGAUCGCAGAUGGGAUGGCCGUGGCAGGUUUACGUUAUCCAUCGAAUUCACUCUCUGUUCUCCUCUGUUCAGANUUUCUUUAUCACGAAAAUUCAAUGUGUUCUGCAGUGUGUAGCUAAAAAUGUAGAUUCGGUUUAUGAGGUGGAGUACUAUAUAUUUGUAAGUCAUCGUUCAGAUUUAUUCGAAAAUCAGGUACGCAAAAAAUCAGGUACGAAGAUCAGGUAUGCAAAAUUAUCUCGUUUGAUUAAUAUUACCGAUAUUAGGAAUGGCGGCUUCGAUCCGUGGUCAGCUGGCGGAGUGUAUGCGAAUACAAGUGGCAUUAAGAAGGCAUCGAAGAACGGUGUUUACACGUUCUUCAUUCCGGGAUCAGCACAUCAUCUCGACUUGAGACAACCGAAUUCGUGUGAUCCACCUCCAUUGACAAAUGCACGUUAUCAGGUAGACUCCUGUGUACUUCUGAUCCGCAGCACAUAG